AAUAAACACGUCUAGUGUGCGCAUGCAGGCUGUUUCUCUUCGCUCGGAGCAUCAGCGGUUCGAAAACAGAUCGAUCAAUUCCGUUCUUGACACAGUGCGUACACUGUGUGGUUCUCGAGAACAUCGAACAUUUCGAUGAAUUCGUAUCGUUCAACAGAAAAGGUGUAAAAAUUGCUAUUUUAUUCGUUGUAUAAAGUAUCAUUAAAAAAUUUGCAUGGUUGGCACCGUAAAUGCACAAUAUCAAUCAGUGUGGCACAUCAAUAUUGUAUUCAUAUUUCGAAUUCAAUGUAUGGGCAGUACGUGCAUCAUUUGUAAUUUCUUCGGAAAUACGUGUAUGGGAUUCUAGACCUUUUUGAAAGAGUUCGCGCGUUUGUUCUUUGAUCAAUUACCGAUAACCGCGAAAAAUUUACCAUUGAAUGAUUUAAACAACCGACUAUUGCAGUGGUGAUUCCAAUAUUUUACAAUGAAAAUGCAAAUCGUGAACGAGAAAUAAAAAAAAAACAGUAUACCGAUGUGAGCUAGAGAUACUGGGCGAGAAAAUAAAAACGUUAAGUGAAUAAAACUGAUGAUAAUAAAUAAUAACCGCCCGCUAACCAAUUUUCAAACCAACAUGGAAAACGACGUUUGAUUGCAAAUGAACGUAUGAGUGAACGAGCGUACAAAAUAAAACGCAACACCAUGAUUGAUUCUCAUUAAACGUAAAACCGAAUUGAAUGAAAAAUUGAAUUGCAAUCGAGAUACGUUGAGACCUUUUUCGUGAACUAAAAGUGUAAAGUUGAUGAAUUACACACGCAGAAAGUGAGAAAGAGAGAGAGAAAGAGAGAGAAAUUGAAACAAAAGAAGAAAGAAGCGAAAGAAGAAAAUGAAAAUAGUGAAAUAAAUUGAAACAAAAAAUUGAUUCGUGAUAUCAUUGAGAAUAGAACUACUACAAUUUGAUCGAGAGAGAGAGAGAAAAGGAAAAAAAGAGUGACGACAUUAUAGCCCCCAAUUCAAAAUCAUUUUAUUUCUUCAUUUUAUUGUGAAAUUAUCCGUUUCAUCCGUAAUCUUCAUUGAGUGAAAUUUCAUAUUGUUUUGGAUUCGAAAUGGCACCGAGUACGGGAAAAUCACCGAUGGGCACCCAAACCAGUUCUGGUUCGUCGCAGAAAAUCUCAACCGAAAUCUUAGUCGGUUGGCCUCCACAAAAUGCACCACCAAAGGAAAAUCAACGUCCACCCGUUUACAAUGCUGAAGAUUAUAUUGUUUCGUUGAAGAAAUUCGGACGACGCACUAGCGGAACAACAAAUGGCGAAUCAAAAUCUAUUUAUGAUACAUCGGAAGAAAAACCAAACUCAAGAGCCGCCACAUUACCGGCCAAACAUUCAGCAUUCAAGAAUCCAAUUCUGCCACUUCCCGAUGAAGAAUGUGAAAUGUCUUUGAAGCAAUUCGGCUCAAUCACAGAUUUAUUGACAAAAUUACGUGCUGAUCUGCGUGCAUCAUUUCCAAGUUUUGUACAGGAAUUCGUAGCGGCUCCACUGGAUGGUGUUUCGUUACUGCUUGAGGUGCUGCGAUCGAUUCAACUAAGCCAACAGAAUGGCAUCGGCCAAACGAAUACAACGGGCAAAAUGAAUGCACAAACAUAUCAACGUCGGGCCCUUCUCGAUGAAUUGGCUUGCUUACAAUGCUUGAAUUUAUGCUGUAUGCGAAGUCCAGAAGCGCGCAUUCGAAUCGGCACAUCACCAGUUGGUUUAAUGCCAUUGGCUUCAUCGGCAACGGGUCAAGGCAUUCGAUCGCGAAUACUUGCAUUGCAACUACUUACAACGGCCUGUGAUAAACAUGCAGCCGGAGUUCAUAGCUCACAAAAGGGUGUUUACAAUGGCCAUACAUCAGUGUCCGAAGCAUUAUCAACGUUACGUUUACGAUGUGGUGAACCGGUUCGAUUUCGUUUGUUAGCUGGCAUGCUAAACAGUGGCGGUGGCACAGGUGAACUCCAAUAUCAUGGAUUGAAAUUUAUCAAUACGUUUUUGGAAAGUGCAGAAAGCGUACAAAGCCGAUUAUACUUACAAGCCGAACUACAACAAGCCGGUUUUGAUCCACAGAAUAUGUCAAAGUUAAUAUCAACGAGCUCCCAGUGGUUCGAUAAAUUGCGUGCAGAGAUAAAAUAUUUCGAAGACAUCAACAUUGACAUAGAUAAAUUGAUGGUUCAAAAUCGAGAGAGCGAUAAGAUACGCGGUCAAAUGGCAGUGCUCGAGCGACGAGUUCAAAUAUUACAAGAUGAAAAAUCGGUUUUAACAACGAUGGAACGUCGUCUGCAAGAACGAUGCGCCGAACUGCAACGCGAAGUAUUUCGAUUGCAGGGUGCCCAGCACAAUGACGGUUAUAAAAGUCUUGAAAAGCAUCCAGUUGCAUUGCCACGUCAAGUAUUGCCACGUUCAAAUAAAAAUGGUUCAUCAGAGCACGAGGAUGAAGGUAUAAGUAGUUCCGAAACGGGACAAUCACUGAGUCCAGAGCCAAUAUUGAUUUUACCACAAAAUACAACGAAAAAAUAUGCGCAUGAAUACAUUAACAAUAAUAAUCAUAAUAAUGGUGGUGGUGGCGGUAAUGCCAAUGCGAAAGAUGUGGAUGACGUGAAUGCCACAAUCGAAGAGGUGAUUGAAGAAUUGGAGAAUAUUGUGCACAAUGCCGAACAAGAAAUAGCCGAUUCAAAGAGUGAUCGAUGUAAAAUAUCGGAUGCAUUGUGUCCACCGCCACCGUAUCAUGCAAAAUCGCCACAUUUUCACAAUAGCAACAAUAAGAGUGUCACCGACUAUAACAAAGAAAAAGAGAUAGUGCCGGUGAAUUUGCUACCUCAACCGCCGAAGAAGUCACGUUCUUUAUCGCAUCUAUUGUCCGGUGGUGGUUCGGAUUUCGAUGAUUCCGAUUAUGGUGUAAUGAUGGCAAACAAUGAAACAAGAAUCUCAUACUAUGAUGAUAUUGAUAUGGAAAUUGAGCAUAGUCGACAGGGAUAUCGAAAUGAGCCAGACGGUGAACCAAAUCCCGAUUUAAUCAAUCAAACGAGCACCAAUCGGGAAUUGCUCAAUGUUAUCAUGGAUGCACGUGAAAAAGAUAAUAUAUUUAUGACAACACCCGGCCAUUACACCAAAUUAAAAAUAUCGGAACAAAGUUUGAUACCGAAAUCGGCACAAACACCACAAAAAUUCAAUGGCGUUUUCUUUAUGACGGAAAUGAGUACGCCGGCAAAAUAUCCAAAGCCGGACAUAACGGCCGCAUUGGAAGCGCGACGUGUUAGCAAAAGCAUUGAACGUCUUGAAUCGUAUGGUAGCAGCGGUUUAGAUUCAAUGAUUGACAUAAAAUACACCGACAUAAUUAUGACAUCGGAACGAAAACAGGAAAUGCAAAAUGCCAUUUCAAAGGCGCCAAAUAAUUUUGCCGCACUACGUGAUAUGGCAAUUAAUCAAACAUUUUCGAUGCGAACUAAAUCACCAACACCACCUGACGGUGCGAUCAUUUAUUCCGGCGGCAUAAAAACAAAUCGAUUGGCAUUCGGUAUGAGUGGAAGUAAAUUAAGUGAUCUACCAUCUGGACUUUACUGACAUCGAAUGGGAAGAGAAAGAAAAUGAAAACAAAAGCAAAUCAAAACUCGUUAUCUAAUAUCUAUCUCUAUAUAUUCUUGAAAGUUUUGCGUAUCACUUAUAAACAUCAAUUUACACAACUAUUGUUCAAAUGAAUGAUUGUACAAAAUCUCAUUUAACUUCACUUCAACGAUCAUUUCUUUAAUUCUUUUUUUUUUUUUGUUAUAGCACAUAUGUUUGUUUUAAAAGUUGAUGCGUACGCCUCUUUUUAUGAUUAAAUGUCGAUUUGAAUCUCGUUCAGAAAUCUAUAUAAAACAUUAUGUGUGUACAAACAAAUGUCAAAUAUAAAAUCUACGCAAAAUGAAUGAAAGCUAAAACGCUUUUGCAUUUGAAUGAAUAUGCACUGAACGCGACACGCACAUACACAUACAUCGCGUCAUUUACGCUCGUGAUGGAAUGAACAAUAUACUGUAAAUUUAAAUGAUUAUUAUUUAUAACGCAAUUAUAAUAUUAGCUGAAACGCCAUGCUCGUUUUUUAACAAAAAUAAGGUAAUAAAUCACUGAAAAAAAACAAUCAAUAUUUUUAGCUUUUAAAUGUGUUAGGAAUUCGUGCAAUAACUACAUUGUCCAUGAUAAACUUUAUUAUUCCAGUUUAGGUUAGAUUUUUAUAUGAUUUAAAAUGAAAAAAAAAACAAACGUUGAACUAACAGUUGCAAAGCAAACAGUUCAAUUUUGCAAAAAUUAUUUUUGCCGUUUAAAAUCCCGUUAACAUGUAGAAUGAGUUCCCCAUAUCUCUUUUUUUAGAAAAAAAGGUGUCGGUUUUCAUAGUUAACAGAUUGCUAUACAUAUCAAAUAUAAAAAAAGACACAUUGUGCAUUUUUCCGCAUGUUCCGAGUGCUUCUCGAUGCUCUGCGCUAAUUGCAGAGCAUCGUCAAGCAAUUCAUCAAAAGGUAAAUUGAUAAUCUAUACACCCAUUUACUAAAUUUUUUCAUUUCAUUUUUUUUCGUCAUUCAUCAUUAAUAUACGUUUGUUGAAGAUUUUUUGCGAUAGGAAAAAACCGUUCAAUGAUGUACUCAAAUUUG
Messenger RNA from Contarinia nasturtii (swede midge), 4630 nucleotides. RefSeq lists its product as uncharacterized. The transcript is spliced from 8 exons. The coding region runs from base 1083 to 3569 and encodes 828 amino acids. The record is from RefSeq and is a predicted model, not a curated record. Gene Ontology annotation, cellular component: cytosol. Gene Ontology annotation, molecular function: small GTPase binding; actin filament binding. Gene Ontology annotation, biological process: regulation of cell shape; cortical actin cytoskeleton organization; cell migration. NCBI's taxonomy places the organism in Eukaryota, Metazoa, Arthropoda, Insecta, Diptera, Cecidomyiidae.